AUGGCAGACAACAACUUUCAGGCUAGAAAUAAUGUCCAGGAUGAUGAGGAUGGUGGCGCUAUCAGUGAGGCACCAGCUGCUUUGAUCAGUGUGGCUCUUGCCAGGAAACUGUUGAGAUACAGCAAGAAUGCAACCGACUUGCCCGUCACACUAAAUCUCGACUUUAGCCAGUGCAGUUCCAAGGAGGCACUAGAGUUUGUUGGCGAGGCUCUCCGGUGCAACACGUUGAUUGAAAAUCUUACGAUUGAGCUCUGCGAUGAGGAGGAACAAUCCAUGUCCGCCGAAACCUUGCAGGAUCUCUGCUAUUUCAUCUCCCACAACCCGUCGCUGCGAUUGCUCAUGAUCGGAGGGGGGUCCGAUCUAGCCAACUCGAAGGAAAUCAGUCAAACGCUACUGGAGGCAGCCAAGCAGAACAAUUCUAUAGAGAGAAUUCAGAUUGGAUCCCCCAGUGAUGCUACCAUGGAUUCCAUGCCUGAAAAUUACGAUUGCUUGUCGUCUUGUCGGGAACUUGAGCUCCGUGGAUUGACGGAACAAUUGGCACAAUCUACUUGGCCCGAAAACCAUUCCAUUGAAACUCUCCGAUUGUUUUGUCAGGAGUCACAAUCCAAAAAGGAGUUUGAAUCAAAUCUAUCCACAAUCCUGGAAAAGUUGGAACAAUCUCCCAGCGCGAGGAGAAUCCGACAUUUGGACUUGAGUGGAUGGAGCAAAAUGAUGUCAACGUUCUUGUCUUCCCCAAACUCGGCAGUCCAAAGACUCAAGCUCACGGAAGUAUCGUUCCAACAUUCCGACAUUGGCUGCUCGCCCAUGGAUGGCCUGCUGUGGGGACUGGUAGGACGUGGGGAUGCGGCAACAACCUCGCUCGACAUUCACGACUGUGGCUUUGACGCGUUGUCCAUCAAAAAGCUACUGAAUGCCCUCAAACACAAUCAUCUAGCAAUCAACCACUUGCGAAUUCAUGGAUUGGAUGCCUUUCGCGGGCAGGAUUUGCGAGACCUCUUGACACUUCCUUGCUUGGAAAGUCUCGGCUUGCUAUGCUGGGGUACUGACACGGAUGAUGUUGACAAGCACAUUGGCAGUGUGGAUGAAGGACUUCAAGAAUGCUCCUUAUCCUCUGUCACCAUCUCAACCGGAAUGUUGGCACGCUUGGAAAGGGGUCUGACAACCGCUUUGAGCCAAUUGUCCCUCACACGGUUGGAUCUCUUUCGGUGCGAUCUCUUCGAGGCGGACAUCGACUGUUUGGUCAGGCUUAUAAAAGACAAGAACUGUCACUUGCAACAUUUGUCGUUGACUUCAGUCAGUUGCAUGACAGAAGAGGGAUCCCUAGAAUCCAAAGUCUUUGAGUGCUUGCACUACGACGUAUGCCUAGCAAGUCUACAAUGGAUGUACUACGUUGACGAAACUCCGUACGCUUUGUUCGAAGCUGCAGGGAAUACCAACAUAGAGAAGUGGACACUUAAAACCUUCAAGAUAUUCACACCUGACGCGUCUGCUCCCGGAUUCCACGAUGCCAUUGACAGCAUAGCAUCUUCAAUGUCAGCGAACUGGGAAUUGGAAGAACUCGCAAUCGCAGGGGUAGCGUAUGAUUUUGAUGAUCCUUACCCGGAGCCAAUAGCUACUGUGGGUCAACUGGAGCAGAUCUCUGCUUACGAAAACAGAAACCGGAUGAAAAAGCUGAUAUUCUCGCCAGCGCUUCACAACAUGACGAAAGCAGAGUGUGUCGGGAUACUAGCAAGCCUGUGGGAGGGGAGGGGGCUGCCAGAUUGGCUUUCGUUGGCACUGUGGCUUAUCGAGGAGGUACCUCACCAUUUCUUUGAAUGA
Molecule: messenger RNA, 1818 nt
Organism: Seminavis robusta
Lineage: Eukaryota; Bacillariophyta; Bacillariophyceae; Naviculales; Naviculaceae
Source: the annotation of a GenBank genome assembly